This is a messenger RNA of Rana temporaria (common frog), 2586 nucleotides long. RefSeq names its product protein phosphatase 1 regulatory subunit 3G (gene PPP1R3G). The coding region runs from base 198 to 2024 and encodes 608 amino acids. Gene Ontology annotation, biological process: regulation of glycogen biosynthetic process. The transcript has a single exon. Gene Ontology annotation, cellular component: protein phosphatase type 1 complex. Lineage: Eukaryota; Metazoa; Chordata; Amphibia; Anura; Ranidae. Gene Ontology annotation, molecular function: glycogen binding; protein phosphatase 1 binding. The record is from RefSeq and is a predicted model, not a curated record.
GGUUCCGUGUGCCUGUUGCUGCAUUGCUGGAAGGAAGUUUCAUGUCAGUUCUUUGUUCAUGCUGAUCUGCACGGACACUCUCCAGGGGGGCGGGACCGGCGUGUAUGGGAAGUGACAGAUCCGAUGUGCUCGGCUAUGGCAGUCCCUGAUCGCUAGUGUUCGGGUGCUAUGACAGCAGCUGGAGCCCCCCAUGGUGGAUGAAGCCCCUGUCCAUGCAGGAUCACCGUCUGCACUUGCACACUGACAUGCACGGCAACCAAACAGAGCAACAAAGUGAUCUGGAGCACAAAGCAAGUAUGCAGCAGCAGUGUGUGCUCUCCCUAAGGAAAGACUUGGAUCAUCAUGGUCAGGUGGAGGGGUGCUUGCAACACUCUGCACCGGGGGAGCAGCCCAGCAGGCUACAGUUAUCACCAGGAGGCUUGCUGCAAGGAGUUAACCAGCAGAUCAGUGCUGAAGGUAAAGACUUGCAGGUCUCAAGUUUACAGGAAGACUUGCAUUGUUCUGGUUGCCAGGAUCCUACAAACCUGGAAGCAGAAGAUCCACACAGUGGGCUCCAGAAGGUUCCUGCUAAAGGUAUAGACUUGCAUUGUUCUGGUUGCCAGGAUCCUACAAACCUGGAAGCAGGAGAUUUGCAUGGCGGGGUCCAGAAUCAGCUAAAUGAGUUGCAGGUAUCAAAUGUGAAAAAAGACUUGUAUUUCUCUGGUUCUCGGGUUCCUACAAGCCGUGAAGCCGAAGGUCCAAAUGUUGGGGUCCAGGAUCAGCGAAACGACUUGCAGGUAUCAAGUUUGCAAAAAGAUUUGUAUCGCUUUGGUUCUCAGGGUCCUGCAAACCUGGAACCAAAAGAUCCACACUGUGAGCUCCAGAGUCAACCAACCCUGCAGGUAAACGCUGAAGGCAAAGACUUGCCAUUGCGUUUGCAUGAAGACUUGUAUUGCUUGGGUUGCCAGGACUCUACAAACCUUGGACCAGGAGAUCCACAUGGUGAGAUCCAGAGUCAACUAAGUAGACUGCACUUAGAAGAGGCAAAUGUGCACUUGGUGAAGAGGCAGGGGCCCCAAGAAAGAGACCCAUACCAGCCUUUUCAUCAUCAUGAUGUCAAAGGUCACUUCACAGACAUCGGGUACCCCGAACCACUUUCCGCAGAAAGGGAGCCGUACCAGCCUUUUCAUCAUCAUGAUGUCAAAGGUUACUUCACAGACAUAAGGUACCCCGAACCACUUUCCGCAGAAAGGGAGCCAUACCAGCCUUUUCAUCAUCAAGAUGUCAAAGGUUACUUCACAGACAUCAGGUACCCCGAACCACUUUCCACAGAGGAGUCCCCCCGUAGAAGAGCGCGGUCCUUGCCUUGGAACUCUAUUCCUGAGGAAGACGAGGAGGACUCUGUUAUGUGUUGCUGUAAAUUAAAGAAGAGGGUUAAGUUUGCAGACUCUCUUGGGCUAACUCUGGCCAGCAUCAAGCACUUCUUGCCUUCUGAUGAACCAUUGGUGCCUCAGGCUGUACUGGCUAGACUGCAGAGUUACCCACCAACUGCACGCGGGCAAAGGUCAGAUCUGAUUUUGGAAGAUGAAUUUAGAAGGGCGGAGUUGGCACCUUCUGAAGGCACCCCAGCAGAGUUGCUUGAAAAGCUAAAUGAGCAGGGAGUGUGUCUGGAACAGGUUUCGGCCACCAGGUUGGGGGUGUUGGGUUAUGUGCUAGUAAAGGACCCUGAAGAAAAGGCUCAGGUUAAGAUUAGAUACACUUUUAACGAAUGGCUGUCUUUUUUGGAUUGCCCUGCAACGCCUACUAGCCAAAGCACUGCUUUGCCCUCUACUUUUGAAUGUCGGCGGUUCCACUUUAACCUUUGCUACCCACCUACUACUUCCUGCAUUCGUUUUGCUAUAUGCUUUAAUACAGGUAAUGGGCAGGAGAUGUGGGACAACAACAAGGGAGAUAACUACACAGUUUAUUGCCAGCAAGCUGUAAUCCAAGAAAUCCAACAAUCAGCCCCUGACCUGGAGGAAUGGGGAGGGUCCCGGCUGUGGUAGCCAUGAGCAAUAUCCUCUACUAAAAGCACACUUGGUUUUGAUAUAUUUAUGAAAUCUGUAUCAGCCAUCCCAUGAUUUAUCAUCUAUAUAAGUGACAGAUUGACAAGUGCAAUACUAUUGACAGGCAUUUAUUUGGGUUACAAGAGCACUUUUUUUUUUUCCUUUUACUUUUUUCUCUUUGAGUAUGUGACUUCAUGAUGAAAUCCUGUCUUUCGGUGUAGAAAUAGUCUUUGGCUUCUAAAACAUAUUUGCAACACUUAUUUCACAGAACUAUCACAUUGGGCAUAUUUGGUAACCGUAGUAUAGAAAUAAAGCUUAAAAAGUUCAGGAGAGACUACAGGCUGUAUUAUCAACGUCUAAUCUAAGCGCGCUUCAUCAUUCUCCAGAAUUGAACUAUUACAAUGCAGAUUUGAAACAUAUAAAAAGUAUAAAUAUUUAAAAAAUAUAAAGGUAAAAUUAUGGCUGGUAAUAGUUAUGCAAUAGCUAUUCUUCAUAAAUAUAUUGUUUUAAAAGCCUGCAUUAAUGACACAUAUCACUGAAUGUUUGACUUUUUUUAUAAAAA